UAUUUUAUAGAUCACAAUGGCCAAGUCCAAGAACCACACUAACCACAACCAAAACAAGAAGGCUCACCGUAACGGUAUUAAGAAGCCCGCUGCCCACAAGUAUCGUUCUCAAAAGGGUUUGGAUGCCAAGUUCCUUCGUAACCAACGUUUCGCUAAGAAGGGUACUCAAAGAGCUCUUGCUGCUGCUGCCAAGAACUAAAUAAAAGUGCACCAUUUUUCUUUUUAUUUUCUUUUUUUUUGGAAUCGUUAAGAAAAGAAUACAAGAAAGUCAAAUUUCUAAAGUAAAUCAUUAGUUUGAAUGAAAUCAUCAAUUUUAACGAUCAACAAAACAAAAAAAAAAAUAAAAGGAUUGGACUUUGUACAUUUUUUGAUCUUUAUGAAAC
This is a messenger RNA of Cokeromyces recurvatus, 383 nucleotides long. Its product is annotated as ribosomal L29e protein family-domain-containing protein. The record is from RefSeq and is a predicted model, not a curated record. The transcript has 3 exons. Gene Ontology annotation, cellular component: cytosolic large ribosomal subunit; ribosome. Gene Ontology annotation, biological process: cytoplasmic translation. NCBI's taxonomy places the organism in Eukaryota, Fungi, Mucoromycota, Mucoromycetes, Mucorales, Mucoraceae. Gene Ontology annotation, molecular function: structural constituent of ribosome. The coding region runs from base 17 to 199 and encodes 60 amino acids.